UUCUGUAAAGAACAACCAAUCAGCACUCCCAGCAAAAUGGCAUUCAAGUUCGUCUUCGCCCUCGCCUUCGUCGCCGUGGCCAGCGCCGGCUACGCCCCCAUCGCCGCUCCCCAGGUGUACCAUGCUGCCCCCGCGGUGGCCACCUACGCCCAUGCCCCCGUUGCCGUGGCCCAGAAGGUCGUGGUCAAGGCCGCAGAGGAGUACGACCCCCACCCCAAGUACCGCUUCUCCUACGGAGUCGACGACAAGCUGACCGGCGACAACAAGGGACAGGUGGAGGAGCGCGACGGCGACGUGGUCCGCGGAGAGUACUCCCUGAUCGACGCCGAUGGCUACAAGAGGACCGUCCAGUACACCGCCGACCCCAUCAACGGAUUCAACGCCGUGGUGAACCGUGAGCCCCUGGUCAAGGCCGUCGCCGUUGCCCCUGUCGUCAAGACCGUUGCCGCCCCCGUCGCCCACUACGCCGCCCCCGCUGCCUACACCUCCUACGCCGCCCCUGCCGUCGUGAAGACCGUGGCCCCCGUUGCCCACUACGCCGCCCCUGCUGUGGUCAAGACCGUUGCUCCAGUGGCUCACUAUGCUGCUCCUGCCGUGGUCAAGACCGUGGCUCCAGUGGCCCACUACGCCGCUCCCGCUGCCUAUGCCACCUACGCUGCCCCCGCCCACUACGCCGCCCCUGCUGCCGCCUACACCUCGUACUCGGCUCCCGCGGUCGCCUACCACCACUAAGAAGCCCGGCUGAAAUCGACGUUGUACAUAGAAUUGUUGGCUUUAUUAUUACUGUACAUUUAUUUAUUGACAGC
Molecule: messenger RNA, 806 nt
Organism: Drosophila biarmipes
Lineage: Eukaryota; Metazoa; Arthropoda; Insecta; Diptera; Drosophilidae
Gene: Ccp84Ab
Product: larval cuticle protein A3A
Exons: 2
Coding region: 37-732 (231 amino acids)
Cellular component (GO): extracellular matrix
Source: RefSeq, a predicted model, not a curated record